ACUUGCAUCUUUUCGGAUGAUUUUUACGACAAAAAAUCCAAAAUGACGUCUUUUUCGCGUCUCUUUUUGCUUCUUAUCUCACUUACCUUUAUCACGGCGAACGAUUUCGACUGUCCCCAUGACUGUGAAUGUCGCACGGGCCUCAAUAACUUCCAUAUUUUGUGCAAAAACAACGGCAUCGAUCAGUUUGGCAUGGAAUUUUACAACAUGGAACCUGGCGAAAUUUCCCAAAAUCGACAAAUGUUGCGCCUAAUUUGCUACACAAAGAACGAUUUUUACGAAUUUCUGCCGGAACUGAAGUUAAACCCGUACAUCCAGAUCACUUUUUACAAUUGCGACAUAAAUCAGACGAGUAUUCGUCGCCUGGAGGUCCGUUUGUUCGAAGAUCACCAAGAAAACCUCUUAAACUUGGAAGUCACGAGCAAUCACUUCUUCAUGCUGAGCGGCUUCGAAAAAUUACCGCAUUUGGAGAUGCUGGCAUUUUUUUACAACAACAUCGAGAACAUUGAUCCGAAAUUGCUGCAUCCGAUGACGAAUUUACGCCGCUUGUACUUCAUUCACAACAAUGUCACGUAUUUGCCGUCAAAGCUGCUGAAGAAUAAUCGGCGACUCGAGAAAAUUACGAUCGAGGAGCCGACGUUGCAGGAACUGCCGGAUGCGUUUUUGUCGAAUUUUCCGAACCUGAAUUACGUGGAGAUUGAAUGUCGGCUGGAAUAUUUGUCGGAAAAUUUAUUUAGAGGCAGUAAAUCGAUUGAAAAGUUGUUUAUAAGGUACAAUGAUUUGUGGAAGAUACCAAUUGAUGUGUUUGUGGAUCAGGAAAAUUUGACGGAUUUGUCGUUGAAGAGUAAUUAUUUGAAGAUUUUGCAUGAAGGAGUGUUCAGGAACUUGAAAAAGCUGUCGAAUUUGGAUCUCAGCAAGAAUCAGUUGAGGAAUGUUUCAGAAAAUUUAUUUGCCGGCUUAAUCAACCUCGAAGUCCUCAAUUUACGUGACAACCAAAUUUACACCAUUGCGUCUUCCGCAUUUGCUCAAAACCCGUUAAUCCGUUAUCUCAACCUCGAACAGAACGAAAUCUCGCUCGCAGUGGGCAACAACUCCAUGUUCGCUCCCCUAAAAUAUUUGAAGAAACUUUAUCUCGCCAAUAACGAGAUCACCGAGUUCCAUUUCAACUGGCUGGCCAAAAAAUUCCAUUUUGAGUUCCUCGAUUUGACAAACAACAAAAUCGAAAAAUUAAACCUAAAAGAGCUGCCAGUGAAUCCGAUCCAGGAUGCGUCGAAGGGAGUCACAAUCGACCUCGGGAAUCACAAAGUGAACGAAAUGUCAGUGCCGGAACACAAUAUCGACUUGUACGCGUAUGCACCAAUGGAGUUAAUUAGUUACACGGUGAAAAUGGCCUACAAUGUGCAUCUGGAGGAGUUUUUCAAUGUCACGGCGGAGGAUGUCGUGAAGCGAUUUAUUACCUUUGACUAUUACAAUAAAAACCAAUAAAUUAUUUU
Messenger RNA from Culicoides brevitarsis, 1493 nucleotides. Its product is annotated as leucine-rich repeat-containing protein 15-like. Bases 43 to 1485 code for a protein of 480 amino acids. The record is from RefSeq and is a predicted model, not a curated record. The transcript is spliced from 2 exons. Lineage: Eukaryota; Metazoa; Arthropoda; Insecta; Diptera; Ceratopogonidae. Gene Ontology annotation, molecular function: protein binding.